Messenger RNA from Hemicordylus capensis (graceful crag lizard), 4508 nucleotides. It is a transcript of the gene EFHD2, whose product is annotated as EF-hand domain family member D2. Bases 18 to 749 code for a protein of 243 amino acids. The record is from RefSeq and is a predicted model, not a curated record. The transcript is spliced from 4 exons. Gene Ontology annotation, molecular function: calcium ion binding. NCBI's taxonomy places the organism in Eukaryota, Metazoa, Chordata, Lepidosauria, Squamata, Cordylidae.
CCGCCGCCGCCGCCGCGAUGGCCACCGACGAGCUGGCCAGCAAGCUGAGCCGCCGCCUGCAAGUGGAGGAGGCGCCCGAUGGCCAGGAGGAGGAGGAGGCGGCGGAGGGCGAGGAGGCGCCCGAGUCCCUGGAAGCGGCAGCCGAGCCGGCCCUGGACAGCGGCGCCGACGGCGAGCUGAGCGCCAAGCUCCAGCGGCGCUCCGAGCUCAACGAGCCGGGCCAGGCGCAGCAGCUCUCGCCCGGCGGCGGCCACCGCGUCUUCAGCCCCUACACCGAGUUCCGCGAGUUCUCCCGCCGCCAGAUCAAGGACAUGGAGCGGCUCUUCCGGCAAUACGACGCUGGAAAAGACGGCUUCAUUGACUUGAUGGAGCUGAAACUCAUGAUGGAGAAACUGGGCGCCCCGCAGACGCACCUUGGCUUGAAAAACAUGAUCAAGGAAGUGGAUGAAGAUUUUGAUAGCAAGCUGAGCUUCCGGGAGUUUCUUCUGAUUUUUCGCAAAGCCGCCGCGGGAGAGUUGGAAGAAGACAGUGGCCUCCAUGCCUUAGCUCGCCUGUCGGAGAUCGACGUCUCGACGGAGGGUGUCAAAGGGGCCAAAAGCUUUUUUGAGGCCAAAGUGCAAGCCAUGAAUGUCACGAGCCGCUUCGAGGAGGAGAUCAAAGCCGAACAGGAGGAGAAGAGGCGUCAAGCGGAGGAGAUGAAGCAGAGGAAAGCUGCUUUCAAAGAGCUGCAGUCGGCAUUCAAGCAGUGACGUGGGGGCCGGCCGGGCUGGUGCCGAGAGGGCCCCUCUCCUGGCGCCAACGGUUCCAGCGGCGUCCUCCAGCGAGCACGGGAGGAUCCGUGGCGGUGGCGGCGUCCCCAGCUUUUGAACCGUGCCUUGGACGGCAGCUUGAUCCGCAAGCCAUACAUGCUCCACUCUGGGUGGCAAGCUGCAUGCGAAUCAAGCUGCUGUGGAAGGCACAGGCGCAGACCUGGCUGGGUUUUUUCUGAUAAGUUGGCAAGCCCCCAGGUGGUCGUGGGGACCAAUCUGGAAAAUGAUUGCUGUUGAAUCUGGAGCGGUUCAGGAGUCAGGCUGGGCAACGUGUCCCUCUUUACUGUCUUUCCUAGUCAUGGCCCCCUGAUUUCUCCACUCGCCUGUUGGCUGUUUCCUUGUUCUCCUGUGAACAACAUGUCUCUGUCUGUCUGUCGAGCAUCACCUAACUCCUUGUAUCCACUUGGGGUCUCCCGGGCUUGGCACCUUCCACUGGUGAGCCAUUUCAUGUCCUGUAUGGUGGCCGCUGUGGCUGUGAAUCAAAGCAGGGCAACCAGGGGUCAUCCCAUUAACCCGAUGGCCAGGGAAUUUCGAACCUUCAAAAGGACGUCCUUUUUCACACAGAGCAGGAUUAGUCUGUGGAACCCUCUGCCACAGGAUCUGGUGAUGGCCCCACCAGCCUGGGUGGCUUUAGGAGGGCUCAGACAUGUUCAUGGAGGACAGCUCUAACAAUGGCCACUGGGGUGACAGGCCACUUCCAUCCUAUAGCUGGAAGAAAGAUGCCUCUCGAUACCAGUUGCAGGAGAGGGGGCCUGCCCUCACUUCUUGCCUGUGGGCUUCUUACAGGCAUAUCUGGUGGGCCACUGUGGGAAACAGGAUGCUGGGCUAGAUGGGCCCCUUGGGCUUGAUCCAGCAGGGCUCUUCUUAUGUUCUUAACAAGGAGGGUACCGAAUUUCCCCUCGAAGAUGCUUCUGCAAACGAAAAGAAAAAAAGCCCUCUGGCAGUGUUGGCGUGUGCAGUCUCCACUUAAUCAUGCUUUAACCAAUCACUUUAAAGUCUCUUCGCCGAAGCUUUGCCAAAAAUUCAAAGAGUGCUGCCUGGGGUAGCGUAACGAGGGGCCUCCAAGUCAGGACCCCUUUCCCUCUCGGCUCUGCCUCCAAAGGGUCCCGAGUAGCCGUGGGGGGCAGUUCUGAUGUUGCCCACUCGUAGGGUGGGACUUCUUCCUCUCUCCACAUCUUGGCUUUCUUCCCCUGAUCACAUACUGCUGUGAUGUACUGAUCACAUACGGCACCUGAUCACAUACUGCUGCUGGUGGGUGGGUUGUGUGGUGGUGUUUCCACUCCCCAGGGGGAGUCUUUGCAAAACUUUGCCUGUCUGCUUCCUGGAGGGGAGGGCUGUGAUGUGGUGUUUUCACUCACCAUUUUAGCCCCCUUUCCUUGCUGCAUAGAAGAGACCUUACUUGGCACACACUGUGUCCAUGCUUGGCAUUGUGAGCAGGACCUUGAUAAACUGGAAGAGAUUCAGAGGUGAUGGUGAGUCCUAAGAAGAACGGAUGGGGAAUUGGGUAUGUUUAGCCUGGAGAAGGGGAGACCUGAAAGCCGCCCUUAAAAUAUCUGAAGGAGUGGACGGGUUCUCGGUUGCUCCUGAGGGCAGGACUCUGACCAGUGGGGUGCAGUGACAAGGAAACAGAUCCAGGUUAGGCAUUCGGGCUAAUUUUCCAACUGUAACAGCUGUUUGCCAGUGGAACAGCCUUCCUCAUGAAGCUCUUUUGCUGGAGGUCUUCAAACAGUCCCUCCGGCAUUUGGACUACAACUCCCAUCAGCCCUGGCUGUGGGCCACCGUGGCUGGGGAUGCUGGGAGUUGUCAUCUGACAACACCUGAAGGGCCAUGGUCCCGCCACAACAGAUUCUGGCACUGAGCAGGGGGUUUGACUAGAUGACCUCAAAGGUCCCUUCCAACUCUCAAAUUCUGUAAGCUGCUCCAACGUGCAUGGAAUGAGGAAGAGGGCUUUGCAGUUAGUUGCAAAGCAGUGGGGUGGAGUGACGGCCCUCAGAGUUUAGCCUUGUUGUUCCAAAGAACUGGGAGGGGGAGUUUUCUGGCUGAGCUGGGCGUCUUGGCACGUUGCCGCUUCUGCUGCUGAAUUCCACGGCGUGCCACUCUUCACUUGCACCCACUCAGUGCUGUGAAUGUUCUAGUCCCACAAAUAUCAGUGCAAAAAGAAAGGGCUUGUUCUGGUACGUCGCCAGUUUCAGUUUCUAAGGUUCUAGUCCCUGUUGUCCAAUGUGUCUCUCUCCGUCCCCCAUUUGAAGACACCGACCUGCCCAUGGGCGUCUGGCAAUGGAGGAUGCUUCAGGGGGUGGUGGAGUGGUCCCCCACUUUUGGAGCACCAAUGGUACCAACGUUGGGUUGUGCCAUGUGGGUGGGCUUUUGCAUCUGAAGCCCCGCCCAUGGUGGACGAUGCAGUGAUGUCACAGCAAUAGUGGGCGGGGCUACGAACAGACCGUGUGUGUGUUUUGUUUUGUUUUGUUUUUGUUUUUUUAAUCAAGGCAAUAAUCCAAGUGCGGACAUUGUGGCACCACACCAAACCAUUCUGGCAGAACGUGUGAUCUGAUUGUGAAAAGGAGAACCUCGUCCAUACCUACAUCUUUGGGGUGAACCCCCCACCCCAUCUAGAACCACAGUUUCCAGAAUACAGCAUGUGUGUUCUUUAUAUAUUCCAUCUGUGUUAAAUAUUCAGGCUGGGAGACCAUCCUUAAGUGCUUUUGAAUGUUCACGUGGGCUAUCUGGACUCCUUUCGUUUUGGUUUUUUGUGCAUGCACUGUGAGCUUCAAAGAAAGGGGUGACCCUUAAGUGUCCGGUUCGUUUUGUAAUAGAAAAUCUCAACGUGUUUGAAUGGGGGUGGAAAUAGUAUUCAAAGUUCUGUUGUUUCACCAAGCUAUGUUUGUAAAGGAACCCAAUAGAAUAGAGUUGCCAACUUCUAACCCAGCGCCUGAUCCUGUGCGUUUAACAGCAAGAUUUUGGGGAGGGGUUUUUGAGUGUAUGUGUGUGUGUGCAGUGCACCCUCACAGGGUCCUUGCAGUUUGAAAGAGGUGGGCGUGCAAAGUAUGCAUUUCCCCAAGCCUUGUGAUCUGCUGAUCUUAGUAGGCGAUCAUCUUUAGCUCCAUGCUAUGCAAAGUUUCCUUGUAGAAGAAUCCAGCUAAAGGCACAGGAACAGGGCAGACUGUGAUACAAAUCAGUUGGCAAUCCUAAAUAGAACUAUGUUUGGGGACCUGAGAGAGGGGUGGAGAGGAAGUGGAAACCCUUCAUGUAUUGUGCUCCCAAAGCAAACUUGAGUUUUGACAUUUCAUUGUAUUGUACACUGGCAAUAUCUUGUUCUUUGCAAACAAAAAGUUUGCAAAUGACAAGAUCUCUGCCCCACCCCCACCCCGCAGACUUUACUGUGUUUCCUCGUUCAACAUGGGAGGUUUUGAAUUGCUCACUUGUCUCCAGGCUCUCCCUUUAUUUUUCUGGUCAAAGAUUGUAAAGUCCCAGUGGUGGAUUUUAGAGGCUUCCUUUAUUUUUUCAUAUGGCAGUCUUGGGUGCCUGGGAUGGGGAGAAAGCACUAUAUGAAAGAGCUCUUUCCAUUCUUCUGCAGCUGUUCCAAUAUGUUCAAAUGGCUGGAUUUAAAAACUGUGUUUUGCUUUUGAUUCCAAAAGCUGCUCCAUUUCAGUGGUAUGAUUUAUUUUUUUUAACCAAAAAUAAAAGUAUAUUUCAUAAGCA